AUCAAUGAAUUAUGAACCAAUUAUGACAAAUAAUGACAUCCUGUAUUUGAUGGUGAGUUUUGGCUUCAAUAAUUAGUGAAGAUAAACAGGAAUUAUACAUUCAAAUACGGCAGGUGCAUGGCUCAUGCACUUACAUUUGUAUGUGAAAAUGGAAAUGCUCUGUUGAAAAGGGGCGUUGGUUAGCCAAAAUGUUAAAUAAUUUAGCGUUCAACAUCUUUGAACAAGAAUAUGCUUACUCACAAAUUAAUUCUCCUGCCAAUUACUCGUUUCAAAGAGAAAUCCUAUCCUAUCCUGUCCCUUUGUUUCAGUAUCUUCCUUUUCCUUUUCAGUUUUCACUUUAGCCACAAUAAUUCAUCAAUAAAUACCCCUAAAAUCUUACCAACUGCCCCUUGUUUCUUGUUCACAUAUCUCUCUUUCUCCAUUUCUCAAUAUCACCAGGAGGAGCCAAAAUCUGUUCCAGCGGAACUCUCUUGCCAAGUCUGAAAUGUCAAGAAGAACAAGCAAGAGAGUGAGUUUCAGCCCUGACGUCAAUGAAAGGCCAACGAUCUUUCUGAAACAUGGAGGCAGUGGCAGAACAAGAGGUAACAGAAGAAGGGUUGUUGUUGGGAUUUUCACGUUUAGGCUUGUCAAAGGCUCAUUUUCACCAGCAAGGUUGUUGAGGCGUCUUGGAGCUAAAGUUGCACCAGCUUUGCGUUUUGUAUCCAUUCGAAGGAACUCUUCUCAUAAGGUUUCUUCUGCCAAUCUGCCAAGGUCACGAUCACUGGCUGAAUCUAUUGACUCUCAUCGUGCUGAAGCUAUAGAAGAUUGCAUCGAGUUCUUGAAUUCUUCUUCAUCUUUGUCAAGAUCAAACUCGGUUUCUACAUGUUCUUGCUAGAGUUGCAGUCCUGGGAUAGAAAAUAUGUAAAUGAAAGGGAAAACUAAAGGGUUUUAUAUAAUUCAUUGAUCAUUUAAUUUCCAAUAUCAGAUGUGCAAAAAUACAUGCAGAAAGCAAUUGAAUCUUACAUUCAGUUUUUUCAUUACUUGAUUCAGUUCAAUCUUAAUCAUAGACAAUUACAUCAUAAUUAACAUCUGAAAAAGAUCCAAGACAUGAACUUUACGCAAUUUAAUUAAUUAUGCCAUUGCCUGAUUUACCGGACAAUUAGGCGGUGUUUAAGGGAGAAAUUUUAUGAACAAUCAUUCGUGACCAUACGACAGAUCAUGGAAAUGAA
This is a messenger RNA of Durio zibethinus, 1208 nucleotides long. RefSeq lists its product as uncharacterized. The record is from RefSeq and is a predicted model, not a curated record. Lineage: Eukaryota; Viridiplantae; Streptophyta; Magnoliopsida; Malvales; Malvaceae.